CCGGAAGCUGGCUGCUGGGUGGUGGUGGUGGCGCUGGCAAGGCCGGCACCCGGCAGCAGCAGCAGUCCACUCCUGUCCACCCCCACCGGUGGGUGGCUCCUUAAAAGGGCCGGCGGCCAUGGUCAGGCCGGCAACUCGGGCCCGGCCCACCGGCUUUCUGUCCCCCGCAUCUGUAGCCGGGCGGGUACAAAACUUGUACUACGACGCGACGCCUCCCCUCCGGCCUCCAGGCUCCCGGCUCCGGCUGCCUCUUUCUCUUCUCUCCUGCUCCUUUCUAUAAAGCGCGGACCUCCCAGUCCCACUCCCUUCCCGCACCGCAGACGCAGAGCAGCCAAACGCCACCUCGAGCCCCCGAGCGCCUGCGCAGACCGCAGCCAGGAAACCGCCUUCUCCGACAUCCGGCUCUCCUCCACGCUCCCGCUACUCCGCUCCAGCUCCACCGCCACCACCACCACCGACCCACCCAUCCCAUCCAGCCAUGAAGCGGCUCCUGCGGCGGCUGUCCCGCACGGUGGUGGCGGCGGCGGCGUCCAGCGAGGACGGCGGUGCGGCGGCGCGGCCCAGCAGCAAGGACGACGGGAGCAGGAGGCGCAGGAGGAAGAAGGCGGGGUCCGUGCCGGAGGGCCACGUGCCCGUGUGCGUGGGCGAGGAGGGCGGCCCCGUGGAGCGCUUCGCCGUGCGCGCCGAGCUGCUGGGCGAGCCGCCCUUCGCCGCGCUCCUCCGCCGCGCCGCGCAGGAGUACGGCUACGCGCACCCCGGCGCGCUCCGCAUCCCCUGCCCCGUCGCCGACUUCCGCCGCCUCCUGCUCCGCCUCUCCCGCGACCCCGCGCCCGCCGCCGGACGCUACGCCUACGCCUAGGCGCCGUCCGUCCCUACUUCGUGCUCUCCGCCGCCGCUGGAGACCGUCUGCGCUUCCGCGGUUUUAGCCCUACUACUAGGGGGCGGCAGGAUGGGGCUCUCCUUUUUAUUUUUCCUCUUUUUUUACGGCUUGCUAGUGUAGUAGCCGUACUAGCAGUAGCUGCUCGAUGGAAGAACUACAGCCGGGUGUCUUAUUUUUUUACCCCCUUCUGGUUCUAGGACUCUCCUCGCAGUGUGGUGCGCGUCUGUGCUUAGAAAAAAGUUGGCUGGAGAAUUCGGCAUUAACCGAUGCUCCUCCAUUUCCAUCCAGGCCAUUCAUAUUAGUGUUGCCUGUUGAUGAGGUAAUCAGUAAUUUCCUCUUUUUUACCGCCA
This is a messenger RNA of Zea mays, 1230 nucleotides long. Its product is annotated as Auxin-responsive protein SAUR71. Gene Ontology annotation, biological process: response to auxin. The transcript has a single exon. The record is from RefSeq and is a predicted model, not a curated record. NCBI's taxonomy places the organism in Eukaryota, Viridiplantae, Streptophyta, Magnoliopsida, Poales, Poaceae. The coding region runs from base 479 to 859 and encodes 126 amino acids.